AUGAUGCUGACGGCGGCUGAGCUGGGGGAGGCUGAUGUAGGGAAGUUGCAGCGCUUAGCGGCCACAGAACAGCAGAAGGCGCAAUUCACCACACGGGGGCAUCACUUCAUGGAGCUGUGCUGGAAUAAAUGGGUGGAGAAGCCAGGGCACUGCCUGGACUCUUGCACUGAAAGUUGUCUCUCUAUCUGUGUGGACCACUUCAUCAACACGACUCUAGCCAUCACUGGUCGAUUUACCCAAAUUGAACAGAAAGGAGGGCAGUAG
Messenger RNA from Ochotona curzoniae (black-lipped pika), 264 nucleotides. Its product is annotated as mitochondrial import inner membrane translocase subunit Tim8 B-like. The record is from RefSeq and is a predicted model, not a curated record. The transcript is spliced from 2 exons. The coding region runs from base 1 to 264 and encodes 87 amino acids. Lineage: Eukaryota; Metazoa; Chordata; Mammalia; Lagomorpha; Ochotonidae.